AUGGAUACUUUAAGCCUGUCGGUGAACGGCUUUUCCUACACGGUGGCGGCUGAACUCCCCGCCACUGAUGAUCCCUUUAACGGACCCAUUAAGAACAUCGCGCCGUGGAACUUCACCAUCCUGGCCGUGCUCAUGUUUGUGGUCACCUCUCUGUCUCCUGAGCGAAACUUCCUGGUCAUGUUCGUCACCUUCAAGUUCAAACAGCUCAGACAGCCCCUCAACUACAUCAUAGUGAACCUGGCCAUCGCAGACUUUCUGGUCUCUCUCACCGGUGGAACUAUAAGUUUCCUGACAAACGCCAGAGGUUAUUUCUUCCUGGGGAGGUGGGCUUGCACCCUGGAGGGGUUCGCUGUGACUUUCUUCGGUAUCGUGGCCCUGUGGUCCCUGGCUGUUCUGUCCUUCGAGCGGUUCUUCGUGAUCUGCCGGCCUCUAGGGAACAUCCGGCUGCAGGCGAAGCAUGCGGUCCUGGGUCUGCUGUUCGUCUGGACCUUCUCCUUCAUCUGGACCUUCCCUCCGGUGCUGGGCUGGAACAGAUACACCGUGAGCAAGAUUGGAACCACCUGUGAACCCGACUGGUAUUCAACAAACAUGAUGGAUCACAGCUACAUCAUCACUUUCUUCGCCACCUGCUUCAUUCUCCCUCUCGGAGUGAUUUUCUUCUGCUAUGGAAAACUCCUCCGGAAGCUCAGGAAGGUGUCUCAUGGUCGUCUGGCCACCGCCAGGAAGCCAGAGCGGCAGGUGACCCGUAUGGUGGUGGUCAUGAUAAUUGCAUUCAUGGUGGGCUGGACGCCGUACGCAGUCUUCUCCAUACUGGUCACAGCUCAUCCAACCAUUGAACUCGAUCCCAGGCUGGCGUCCAUCCCCGCCUUCUUUUCCAAGACAGCCGCUGUCUACAACCCAAUCAUCUACGUCUUCAUGAACAAACAG
Molecule: messenger RNA, 927 nt
Organism: Lates calcarifer (barramundi perch)
Lineage: Eukaryota; Metazoa; Chordata; Actinopteri; Centropomidae
Product: vertebrate ancient opsin-like
Biological process (GO): visual perception; G protein-coupled receptor signaling pathway
Cellular component (GO): photoreceptor outer segment; membrane
Molecular function (GO): G protein-coupled receptor activity
Source: RefSeq, a predicted model, not a curated record